CUCCCGCUCCAGCCACUGGACCCACUGCACUGGACUGGAACCCACUGCAUUAGAAUAAAGGUGCAAGAAGAUGGCAAUGAGUGGUAAAUGGUUGGAGCAUGACUCUGAACUGCAUAUCUAUUUCGAUGACUCGUCUUUUGAACAUUUUCCAAACAUAUUAAAAGCUAGCAUUAAGUCAAACGCAUACUUCUUAGGGGAAAAGGAUCAGAAUGAUAUUAUUCACUCCAAAGUAAAGAAACUUCCAGGGAAAGAAGGACAAUCUGUUGAAAUUUUGGAUAGCAAAGAGUCUCUUCUAUGGGAAAGGGGAGAUUUUGUUGCAUAUGUGUUUCGUUUAGAGGACUUUAAGAAUACAGUUUUACACUUUGAAAUAUGUACAGACUUCUCAAGCUGCAAGGAAUUUUCUUUUCCUUAUUCAAUGCUAGAAAAGUUGUAUGGAAGUAUGAAAGUUUCACUUCAUGGCAAAAACAAUGACAAUGAAAUUGGCAGCAUAAAGUUCAACUACUUGAUUAUUAACCCAUGGAGAAGUGACUCAGUGCCCAGAGAUAGUUUGCUUGGUUUGCAACCUCAAGAAUGGCAUCCUUUUGAAGAAAAGGAAAGGCACACAUUAAAUAUAGGCCAUAGGGGAUGCGGUGUUACAAACGGGCAGCCAAUUUCGCAGGGAACACCCAUAGAGAACACAAUUGCCUCAUUCAGAACUGCAUUUGAUAAUGGUGCAGACUUCGUGGAACUUGAUGUACAAUUGUCAAAAGAUUCUGUUCCAGUUGUCUUCCAUGAUUUUUAUGCAAAUAUCCAGGCAAAGCAGUCAACAGGCUGCACAACCAAAAUGACUAUUCCAGUUAGCGAUAUGACUUUGGAGAAUAUGAGAACAUUCGAGUUUAUGUUAAAAGAUGAUAAAGGAGAUUUUCCUCAUGACAAGCCAGAGAAAGGUGUUCUGUUCCCUUCAUUGGAGGAGGUUUUCACCGAGCUACCCAAAGAUCUUGGAAUAUUUGUUGAGGCCAAAUACCCAAUGCAAAACAUAGACAAAAGUUGGGAAGCUAAUCAUUUUCCUGAUAAAUGCAAGCUGGUGGAGAAGAUACUCGAAGUGAUUUUCAAGCAUGGAAAAGAUAGGAGAAUUAUACUGGGUUCUUUCGAUCCUGGCAUUUGUAUAAUGUUUCGGCUGAAACAACCUCGCUACCGCGUUGUCUUCAUAUCAUCGUGUGAAAACGAUGUUUGGGAGCCUCUUUUUGAUGCCAGAUGUCGCUCAUGGAAUAUGGCAUUGAAUUUUGCAAAAACGGAAGGACUCUUGGGCAUUUCGGUGUUUGCAGACCCGAUCAUUGAUAGUAUCCAUGACCGCCAGCGCAUUGCCCAAAACGCCGCCUUAGAGUUGUUCACUUGGGGAUGCCCAACUGGUGCAAACACCGAGAUAAGAUGUCUGGAACUACAGAGAAGGAGCAAUAUUGCGGGCGUCAUUUACGAUAGGCUGAAUGAACUGAAGUAGCUGUGCCAGCCAAAGUAACAGCAAGGUUUGUUCAUAAAAUGGCUCUUGUGAACCGAUUGCUGUACGAUAACAUUUGCAUGAUUAGUUGCGUUGCCAACUUAGUUUGAAAGGCCUUAUACCAAAGAAUAUUGUUGAUUAAUGUGGCAGUGUUAAAACAGAAUUUAAUUUAUCCUUUAAGGAUCAAUUUCAUGUUCUCAUAGAAAACAAAAAGAGAUUUCCAGGAA
Molecule: messenger RNA, 1701 nt
Organism: Rhopilema esculentum
Lineage: Eukaryota; Metazoa; Cnidaria; Scyphozoa; Rhizostomeae; Rhizostomatidae
Product: glycerophosphocholine phosphodiesterase GPCPD1
Biological process (GO): glycerophospholipid catabolic process
Molecular function (GO): glycerophosphocholine phosphodiesterase activity
Source: RefSeq, a predicted model, not a curated record